AAGAUUAUUGAAAAAAAAAACAAUCUAAAAAACCUAAAAAACAAAGACUAAAAAAGUAUAGCAAUUAUAGUAAUAAGUGAUUUGUUUGGCGUUGAAAUAAAAUUUGGUUUAUAUUAUAAUGUAUCUUGAUAAUACAAAACAAAAUCAGGAAAAUUGUAAUUUUUUCACUCUCUUAAUAAGUUUUUAUUAUAAUGCAAAUAUAAAAAUUGGUCAAAAUUUUUUUUUUUCUCAUAGGAAUUGUUCUCAGAAAAAAUUCCUGAUUUUAUUUUUUUUCUUUUUUAAUAGAAUUUCAACUAGUCUUAUUAUUUUUAUAUAAUAAUAUAGUUUGAAAUAAACAGUAUUUUUGGGGGGAAUUGAAUAUUUUACUAGGCAGUC
Molecule: messenger RNA, 375 nt
Organism: Ascoidea rubescens DSM 1968
Lineage: Eukaryota; Fungi; Ascomycota; Saccharomycetes; Ascoideales; Ascoideaceae
Exons: 1
Coding region: 119-316 (65 amino acids)
Source: RefSeq, a predicted model, not a curated record